AUGCGCGCGCUGGCCGACGCGAUCGCGGGAUCGGCGAUCGGUGAGGAUGGACGCCGCGCGGCGGAAAUCGCGCUUGAGACGCUUAAAAUGGAGGCGACGCGCGCGUUGUCUGGGCUCGCGGGCGCUGCGUCGACGACGAACGCCGCGCGUGACGACGCGUGCGAUGAGAUGUUUCUCUGGGCGACGCAACGAGGGGCGAUGUUUAAGUUCGUGGCGAACGUCAGCGAAGGGGGGAUGCGAGAGGCGCGCGCGAGCGCCGCCGUCGACGCGGGCGACGCGGCGGCGCGCGUGCCUUGGGACGCGUUGCUCGGCGUCGAGCAGGCGGUGCUUUCAUCGUCCGCGCCGAUUUGUGAGGUUUUGAAACAACUCACGGCGAUGGGCGAUCAAAUCAUCAUGACGAUAUGGCUCGCGGCGGCGAUGAGCGGCCAGGACUCGCGCCUGUACGAAGCGUGGGCGCCGACGCUGCGCGCGCUUCCGCGCGCGCCGUGCACCGCGUUGGCGUGGGAUGUGGACACCAUGCGACUCGUCAUGGACCACGAUCAAGUCGAACGAUUGAUCGAUUACCAGCGAAAAGUACGAGUGCAGUACGACGCGUUGUUCCCGGCGUUGUGCGAACAAGUGCCGGAGGCGUUUCCCGCGAGCGUAUUCGGCGAUUACUCGCGAUUCGCUUUAGCGUACGACAUUUGGACGUCGUACGCCAUGAAGGUGCAGGAUCCUCAGACUUUGCAAAUUUACGAGGUUAUCGUUCCCGGCGUGUUUUUGUGUAAUCACGCGUUGUACGCGCACUCCGUGCGAUACACGUCAUUGGAGCGCGGAACGCGCGCGUUUCGACUAGAACUCGCGCGCGGCGCGCGCCCGGGCGACGCGAUCACUAUAUCGUACGGUCGUUUAGACAACGCCGACUUAAUGGCGUAUUACGGGUUCACUCUGCCGAGCAACCCGUACGAUCGCGUGGUGCUUUCAUCGCUCGCGUCCCAAGCGAACGAGGAACAAACAGCAGCGCUCGCGCGCGCUUCGGAAAUGUGCGGAGUCGAUUUGACGGAGCUUCCCGCGUGCAUCGCGCUCGAUGGUUCGCUCGAUCGCGUAUUGACGCAAAUGAGGAUCAUGAGCGCUCCGCAACGUUUUAUGGAGUGGUGUGAACGGAUAGAUGGAUACCAUCCGUACACCGUCGUCGACGGCGAACUCGAGUACAAAGUUCUCUGCGAGCUGCGGUCGCAUCUGUGCCAUUUAGUGGCGGAGCGGCAAGCAUCAGAGGGUUCGCUCAGUCACCGCCUGAGCACGGUGCACCACGAAAGCACCCACUCAGUCGCUAACGCGACGCGUUGGUAUCUUUCCGGGCAAAUUGGGAUCAUGCAGUCGGCGCUCGCGCGUGUUGACGUCCUCCUCGCGUCCUACGGGUCGGGCAAGCGCAGUCGCGACGAAAUCGAAUAG
Ostreococcus lucimarinus CCE9901 is the source of this 1431-nucleotide messenger RNA. RefSeq lists its product with no specific name. Lineage: Eukaryota; Viridiplantae; Chlorophyta; Mamiellophyceae; Mamiellales; Bathycoccaceae. Gene Ontology annotation, biological process: peptidyl-lysine monomethylation. Gene Ontology annotation, molecular function: protein-lysine N-methyltransferase activity. The record is from RefSeq and is a predicted model, not a curated record. Gene Ontology annotation, cellular component: nucleus. The transcript has a single exon. The coding region runs from base 1 to 1431 and encodes 476 amino acids.